AUGAACACCAAAAAUAUAGUCAUUCUCGUAGGUUUAUUUCUGUGCGAUUUGUGUGAAUCAAAUAAUAUCAAAGACGCAAGAAAAACUGGAAGAAGCAUCUUAGGAGGACCGCUACCGAAAUGGAGGGGCUACAUAAAAAAGGCGAAUUCUGACCAAAAUCCUGAACCCAGAUUUUGGCCCCCAGUUCAAAAGGAAAGUCGGUUCCUUUCCUUAUUCACGGUGGUAACAUUUCCUAACGGCGGAUGCGCCGGCGCAUCGGGCGACAACGGUACUUGCAUGACUGCGCGAGAGUGUUCUGCGCGCGGUGGAUCUGCCAAUGGUUACUGCGCUAAUGGCUUCGGACUAUGCUGCAUUUUCAUGACAUCUUGCGGCAGUACGACAUCGGAAAAUGGGACUUAUUUCGUCAACGCAGGGUAUCCUUCUUCGUACGACGGCACUGGAUCUUGCGAGCUCACCAUCAUUAAGUCACACCCUGAUGUCUGCCAGAUCAGGUUGGACUUCAAUCGCUUCACAAUAUCGGGCCCCGAGCCUUUGAAUCACGUCUGCAAUCAGGACCAGUUCAUCGUGUCUGGUGGUAACCCUGUUCCUGCAAUAUGUGGUGUGAAUCAAGGCUGUCACAUGUACAUCGAUGCCGGAGUCGGUACAACGAAUCCAGUAAAGCUCACCUUCGUCACCAGUGGCAACUCUUUCGAAAGGAUAUGGAAAGUGAAGGUCACCCAGAUUCCGUGCAGUACAAUUUAUAAAGCUGAUGAAGGUUGUCUACAAUACUACACCGGCGUGUCUGGACAACUUCGUUCCUUCAACUAUGAUCCGGCUUCAGGAUUGCAACUCAGCAACCAAGACUACGGGAUAUGUAUCAGGAUGGAGAGGAAUUUCUGCGGUAUCCAGUAUACUGCUUGCCCUGACUCAGUGAACAACCGUUCUCGAGCAUUCACACUUAGCGGUAAUAGCAACACGCCAGUAAACUCUAUGAUCGGCUCUGGUGCUGGAGCGAACGUUUGCGCCAAUGACUGGCUAUUGGUGCCCUGCGCUGCCAAUGUCGGAAGACUUUCUCCUGCCCAGGCUCUUUGUACGGACAGAAUCUGCGGCGGCACUUUUUCGGCGGACCUUUCUAUGCAGUCAUCGAGUGUGCUAAGCACUGUAAAGCCGUUCCGCCUUUGGUUCCACACUGACAACGUAGAGGCUCCAAUUGACAUCGACAACAGAGGUUUCUGCCUCAACUACGUCCAGCAACCGUGCACCAACAACGUCGUUUGAUUGAAGAGCUAAAGAGCACAGCUUGUACGACCCUUGUACUAUUUGAAUAGUACAAGCUAUACCCGCGAUUUCCUGCGAGCAAACGUGUAU
Molecule: messenger RNA, 1347 nt
Organism: Hyposmocoma kahamanoa
Lineage: Eukaryota; Metazoa; Arthropoda; Insecta; Lepidoptera; Cosmopterigidae
Exons: 8
Coding region: 1-1257 (418 amino acids)
Source: RefSeq, a predicted model, not a curated record